CCUUGACGAAUGAUGCGCACGCGGCACGGGAGGCUUUAUAAACGCAGUGAGCACCGGGGAUGUGAGAAGUCUACGAGCCCUGCAUUGUACCUCAACUCCAGGACUCAUCGCUUUCCUUCUCUUCUUCCACAGCUAAAAAGCGCUCCAGCAUGAACGACCACUGCAAAGUUAAUGUCAACGACACCGUGGAGACGUUCCACUGCAACAACGGAUUCAGCGACCUCAUAGACACCAAGAAGUCCGAGCGCGAGCGCGAGACGUCCCGCAAAGAGGAUGAGGACAAGUCCUAUUUAGGCCUACCGGUGCUCGAGGCUGCCUACACCAGCAUCCUCCGGGAGCUCGGCGAGGACACGGACCGGCAGGGGCUGCUGCGCACACCGCUGCGCGCCGCCAAGGCAAUGCAGUUCCUCACCAAGGGCUACCACGAGACCAUCAGCGACAUCUUAAACGACGCAAUAUUUGAUGAAGACCACAACGAGAUGGUAAUUGUGAAGAACAUAGACAUGUUUUCACUCUGUGAACAUCACCUAGUACCCUUUUUUGGCAAGGUUCACAUUGGGUAUAUUCCCAACAAAAACGUGGUGGGACUGAGCAAGCUGGCAAGGAUUGUGGAGCUCUUCAGUCGGAGACUCCAAGUUCAAGAGCGUCUGACCAAGCAGAUUGCAAUGGGAAUAUUAGAGGCUCUGCGGCCAAAAGGUGUAGCUGUGGUUAUUGAAGCAACGCAUAUGUGUAUGGUCAUGCGCGGUGUCCAGAAGAUAAACAGCCGCACUGUGACGAGCACCAUGUUGGGCAUUUACCUGGAGGACCCCAAAAUCAGGGAGGAGUUCCUGACUCUUUCACAGAACCCUUAACAAAUGUCCUUCACUCCAGGGCCUCUGUAUACAGUAGCACAUGUAAAGCUUUAGAGUAACAGUCCACAUCUGACUAGGGAAAUUACAAGCCUCGAUACACUGACGCCUGACUGUGAACAUGAUAGGAAAUAGAAAACUCACAUUCUCGGUGCCUUUGGUAUAUAUUUUACAUCUUAUGUCUGACAUGGCAAUAUUGAUGUUAUAAAGUGUGAAAUCUGAUUUUCUAACGUGUCAUUUUAAGAUUAUUCUUUUUUCUUAAUGGGAAUUUAAUUGCUGCUUUUGCAAA
Molecule: messenger RNA, 1137 nt
Organism: Etheostoma spectabile (orangethroat darter)
Lineage: Eukaryota; Metazoa; Chordata; Actinopteri; Perciformes; Percidae
Gene: gch2
Product: GTP cyclohydrolase 2
Exons: 6
Coding region: 150-851 (233 amino acids)
Biological process (GO): tetrahydrofolate biosynthetic process; tetrahydrobiopterin biosynthetic process
Cellular component (GO): cytoplasm
Molecular function (GO): GTP cyclohydrolase I activity; zinc ion binding; GTP binding
Source: RefSeq, a predicted model, not a curated record